UGACAUUAUAUCCCACAACUUUAUAAAAUUAGCACAUUAAUUCAUCUUAAUAUAUUCUCUCUUUGAAAAGGCAAGUUAACAUUAUGGGUGUCUUUACCUUUGUAGAUGAUGUUACAAGCACAGUGUCCCCUACUAGGUUGUUCAAAGCUUUGGUUGUUGAUGGUGACAAACUUAUCCCUAAGUUGUUGCCACAUAUUAAGAAAAUUGAGCCUGAGGGAGAUGGAAGCAUCAAGAAAAUGAACUUUGUUGAAGGUGGUCCAGUAAAGUACAUGAAGCACAAGAUUCAUGCGAUUGAUGACAAGAACUUAGAAACAAAAUAUUCACUAAUCGAAGGUGAUGUUCUUGGAGACAAAUUGGAAUCAGUUAACUAUAAUGUCAAAUUUGAACCUGCUGGAAAUGGAGGGUGUCUUUGCAGGACAAAAAUCGAGUACCACACAAAAGGUGAUUAUGUUUUUAAGGAAGAAGAACACAAUGAAGCCGAAAAACAAGCCAGGGCUUUUCAAGGCCGUCGAAGAUUACCUCCUCGCCAAUCCUUCUGUCUACGCUUAAGUGAUGAAAAAGAAUCAGACUCACACGUGUAUGUGAGUGCAUGCAUGGGUGGAUCAAAGGACUCUUCAUGAAGAGUUCUAAUUAAGGGGCUUGAGUUUAGUAGUUGUUAUAGGCUUCUUUUUUUUUUUUUGGGUUGUUGUUGUUGUUAAGUGUGUGUUCUUUCCAAUUACUAUCUAUGUCAUGGAAAGAACUAGAACUUUGAAUAAGAAUAUAGGCCAACUUCGAAUAAGAAUGUAGGCAAGCUUUACUUAUGAGUAAUGAAAAGCUUGUGUAUCAGAAA
Messenger RNA from Capsicum annuum, 829 nucleotides. Its product is annotated as pathogenesis-related protein STH-2. The record is from RefSeq and is a predicted model, not a curated record. Gene Ontology annotation, cellular component: cytoplasm; nucleus. Lineage: Eukaryota; Viridiplantae; Streptophyta; Magnoliopsida; Solanales; Solanaceae. Gene Ontology annotation, biological process: defense response; abscisic acid-activated signaling pathway. Gene Ontology annotation, molecular function: protein phosphatase inhibitor activity; abscisic acid binding; signaling receptor activity.